Messenger RNA from Hippoglossus stenolepis (Pacific halibut), 5189 nucleotides. RefSeq names its product relaxin family peptide receptor 1 (gene rxfp1). The coding region runs from base 304 to 2658 and encodes 784 amino acids. The record is from RefSeq and is a predicted model, not a curated record. Gene Ontology annotation, cellular component: membrane. The transcript is spliced from 18 exons. Lineage: Eukaryota; Metazoa; Chordata; Actinopteri; Pleuronectiformes; Pleuronectidae. Gene Ontology annotation, molecular function: protein binding; G protein-coupled receptor activity. Gene Ontology annotation, biological process: G protein-coupled receptor signaling pathway.
UGUGCCGCUGCUCCUCCUCGUGCGUCACGAUGGCAGCAGCUUCUUUUAGACCUUUUUCCCCGCGUCUCUCCUCACACCGCGUCCAAACGUGCGGCCACAGGUCCUCUCCUCCUCCUCCUCCUCCCGCAGCCGCGUGCUCCCUCUCCCCGCACCGUCCACGCGAGCAAACUUUUGGAGACCAUUUUUACGCACGGGUUCCCAACCAUUUGGAAAACUAGAGAAUACAUCUCCUUUCCUCUCGCUCCACAACCACCAUCAUCUGUUACUCGUGCGGGUUUCUCCUGAAACUUCCAGAGGGUUACCAUGCGAGUUUAUGUGGCUGUGAUCCUCGCGUAUGGAGUGACAGCACUCAAUGUCACGGAGGAGAAGGCGACAUGUCCCCUUGGAUAUUUCCCCUGUGGCAACCUGACCGUCUGCCUCCCUCAGCUCCUGCACUGCAACGGCAUCGAUGACUGUGGAAAUCAAGCAGAUGAGGAGAACUGUGGAGACAAUAAUGGAUGGCCCCAUCUCUUUGACAAAUACUUUGGAAUGCCAAGCUACAACACAGGGACCAAGUCCAACAUUUGCCUGCUGGGCCUCGUUCCCGAGCUGUGCCAGUGCCGGGAGCUGGAGCUGGACUGUGACAGCGCGCAGCUUCGAGACGUCCCUGUGGUGGCGAUAAAUGUCACCAUGAUGUCUCUACAGAGGAACCGGCUUCAGAAGCUGAAGGAAAACACGUUCUUCAAGUACCAGAGCCUCCAGAAACUAUACCUUCAGCACAAUAGAAUUCAAGAUGUGAGUCCCGACGCCUUCAGAGGACUCUACAACCUGACAAGACUAUAUCUGAGCUACAACAGGAUAUCGGUCCUGAUGCCGGGCGUGUUCCAGGACCUGCACAAGCUGGAGUGGUUGAUCCUAGAAAAUAACAACAUCCAUCUAAUAUCCCCCAUGACCUUUUCAGGACUGAACUCCCUUGUUUUACUGGUUCUGUUGAACAACUCUCUGACAAAGCUGGAUGACGUCUGUCGGGAAAUGCCGAGAUUGAACUGGCUGGAUUUGGAGGGCAAUCUCAUAGAGACGAUUGGAAACGUCUCAUUCUGCUCAUGCAAUAUGUUGACAGUCCUGGUUUUACAGCGGAACAGGAUCGGACACAUACACGAACAAGCUCUCUCAGUCCUCCAGAAGCUCGGAGAAUUGGAUCUCUCCAACAACAGACUGGUGGCGAUUCCGCCCAAUCUCUUUGUCUUACUGGGGGAUUUGCUUCAACUGAAUAUAUCCUACAACCCCAUCCUGGAGCUCCAAGUUGACCACUUCGACGACUUGCACAAACUGAAGUCCUUGAGCAUAGAGGGGAUCGAAAUUGGAAACAUACAACGGCGGAUGUUUGAACCUCUCAAAUACUUGACUCAUAUCUACUUCAAGAAGUUCCAGUACUGCGGCUAUGCUCCUCACGUGCGCAGCUGCAAGCCAAACACCGACGGCAUCUCGUCCUUCGAGGAUCUGCUGGCCAACAUCGUGCUGAGGGUCUUCGUCUGGGUGGUGUCGGCCACCACCUGCUUCGGCAACAUCUUCGUCAUCUGCAUGCGCUCGUACAUUCGCUCCGAGAACAAACUGCACGCCAUGUGCAUCAUCUCCCUCUGCUGUGCAGACGGGCUGAUGGGCGUCUACCUCUUCAUGAUCGGCGCUUAUGACCUGAAGUUUCGAGGCGAGUACAACCGGCACGCUCAGGCCUGGAUGGACAGUGGUCAGUGUCAGGUCAUCGGCUCCUUGGCCAUGCUGUCCACCGAGGUGUCCGUGCUGCUCCUCACUUAUCUCACCCUGGAGAAAUACAUCUGCAUCGUCUACCCUUUCCAGUACUUGACGCCCGGCUGGCGACGAACUGUCACCAUCCUCCUCGGGAUUUGGGUGUUUGGCUUUAUCGUUGCCUUCCUGCCGCUGGCCUGCAAGGGGCUGUUCCGCAACUUCUACGGGACCAACGGGGUUUGCUUCCCGCUGCACUCGGAGCAGCCUGAGACGCUGUGGGCUCACGUUUACUCCAUCGUUAUUUUCCUAGGUCUGAACCUGGUGGCGUUCCUCAUCAUCGUCCUCGCCUAUGCAAGCAUGUUCUAUAACAUCCAGAGAACAGGCACUCAGACCACCAUGUACAGCAACCACAUCAAGAAAGAGGUGACCAUCGCCAAGAGGUUCUUCUCCAUCGUCGUGACGGACUCCCUGUGCUGGAUCCCCAUUUUCAUCCUCAAGAUCCUGUCACUGCUGCAGGUGGAGAUUCCCGGUACCAUCAGCUCCUGGGUGGUCAUAUUCAUCCUCCCCAUCAACAGUGCUCUUAAUCCCAUCCUGUACACGCUGACCACGCGGCCUUUCAAAGAGACCAUUCUGCAGGUGUGGGCUAACUACAGGCAGAGGAGGCCGCUGCUCAGCGGUCACCCCGCUCAUCAUCCGUCGCUCACCUGGCAGGAGACGUGGCCGCUGCAGGAGAACAGCCACGGCCUCACCCCGGGCCACGCUCUGGAAAUGACAAACACGCUAGCCAAGCUCACCCCUGUGGAAAACCCCAACGAGGGAUACAAUGUCAUUGCGCCGUGCACGCAGCAGAAGCAGUGUACGGUCGUGUCGGUGUGCUCACAGAAACAAACCAUGCUGCACACGCUCGCUCACACACAAACAAAUGAACUCAUCUAGGUGUGUCUCGCUGCAAGUAAACGUGAUCCAGCUUCAUCCGUCGCCACAAUAACAAGCAUUUAACCUGUUUAAAGAUACACUUGUUGAUUUCUUCAUCAGUAUUCAUGAGUGUUUUUUGGAAAUCCCAGUGCCUGUCUUACCGGAGCACCAGCAGAAGUCUAUAAAUCCUUUAUAUGUAGGGUUGGGUUCUGAAAUCCGCUAUUAAAUGGCUCCUGGGGCUAAAGUAUUGUGGAGGUGAAUGGACCUGGGGGAUGACAGCAUGGCACUGGUGGAAAAGAUAUCGAAAGACGGAUUAACACAUUGUUGGGUUUUUUGACAAUGUCACCAGCCAAAAUCCAUUUAUUUUACAAAAUAAAUCCCUUAAUAACAAAAACGGGAUUUUCUUGCCGACAGAUAAAUACAGAUAAAGUGUCUCUCAGCCACAGAUGACUCUGCCCACUGAACCCCAGUAAGUUUCAUUUCCCAGCAACUAAGGCGGUGUUUUUAAUUAUUUUGUAUGUCUUGUUAAUUAACACAACACAAUUUAAUGAAUUCAGUUAGUAGAGCAGAGGCAGCCACUUAAGGCUUAAGACAGAAGCGGUUCGGAUCCCAUCUGUGGAUUAACUACAUUUGCACCAUCUGCAGGCAUUAGGUAUAACAGCUGCAUUUCUUACUUUUAGUUAUUAGCCAUGGCAGCGGCAUUAGUACGGUGGAUCAACCAUUUGGUCUUAAACAUUUUGAACGAAAUAAUUACAAUAUAAUGUCCACUGGAAGUCAUGAAUUUUAUUAUAAAUGUUUUUAUAAAGAGAAAACCAAGCGAUUAUGACCCAAACCUGACGGGCAUCUGUGUUUUUAUGUCCUAGCCUGACCUAAACCCAAUGUUUUUCCUGAUUCCUGAAAAGAUCAAGUAGAUAAGUCGACUUGAUCGAACUCGACUCAAGCCUGAAUAUCAUUUCAAGUUUUUUCCACAGUAUCCACAGUACUUAGAACCACUUAGAACCAUAGACUGUUGGGACUGGUCUACCAACAACUGACCUCCCUUCUGUGUAAGGUUGCUUAAAUCACGUAAUCUUCCUUUAAACUAGUUUUAUUGUUGUUUUUUUUUACUGCAGUCAAAACUGAUAAACGUGUUUGUUUGCUAAUGUUUUCUUUUGUUGAGUAUUUUAUAUACUGACCGUAAUACGUUUGGUGUAAUAUAAUUUUAUAUCGACAUGUUUGAUACAUUUCUUAUCGUAUUUAUUAGCAUCUCUCCUGACACUGAUGCACCAGCUUAAACUCUGGUAUCAUAUUAUCUGUAGCUGUAAAUCAGCCUAUGCUGCCAUGGCAGGUGACAGUUCAUUUAAAUAUGGGAACUGUUAAAACACAUGCAAAUGAUCUGAUGGGAAUCCCUCUGCAAAACACCACAGCCACAUUUAUCACCAAAGAUGCUCCUACAUAUUUGUAAAAGUCAUAUUAAGUGUUAAAAGAAAUGGGAAUUGGAAGGAAGGUUUAAUAAAAUGAGGAUAAUGGUGUUCAGGAUGGAUCUGAAUUCCAUCAAACACAGUGGUCAGCAGUGCAGUAAUUCCAUUAUCGUCUUUUCAUUGGGACAUUGGGACAUUGUGUGACCUGGAAAUCUGUUACAUGUUCAGCUGAAGUCAUUGAACCAUCUGAGUUAAUGUAAACCUGUACAUUGUGAAAAAAUAUGAUUAACUUGAAGGUUAAAUUCUCUUUUUUUUUGUACAAUGAGCCAGUGAGGAGUUCUUCUGAUGGAUGAACUGAUCCAUUUUAUAACUUUCCUUUGUCAAGAGUUCAUAUGCACAUCAGAAUUCAUUUCAUGCUGUAUGUUGCUCCUUGAAUCUCAUAUUGCUGACAGCACUGUACAAAGAACCUAUAGCAGCAAAGAUAUUUUUUACUUUGUGUAAAUCCUCUUCAUCUUCUCAUGCAGUCUGCAAGGGAAACAAAAAAUAUGAACUUUUUGUAUUCUGUAUUUUUGUCUUUAGUCCGUUGUGAAAUAUUGAAUGUAAUAUAUAAGAUGGGUUUGGUAAAGAAUGUACUGUAUUUAAUAUGGACAGGUAUAACUUGGUGAAAGUUAUAAGUGAGUUGCAGCUACACAGGCAGCAGUUUUAAAUUGUCUUUUAUAAAAACCCUGUGUAGACUUUCCCCAGCUGGUCUGGGGGUCAGAACAUGGACCUCACCAACAACCACACAACACAUUCUUAACACUGUGAUCUGUACAGUAAAGACAUUUGUAACAAUGGUCAUUAUGCAUGCAUCUGUGCAUACUUGGUUCUGUGAAGGACUGAUUCCUGUAGAAAUAGAUUUUUUUUCAGACACGUUGAAUGUGUGAAUGCUUUGCAAACAACACAAGAGGAGAAUAAAUUCGAUGCUAUGACGAUGGAAUGCGAGUACAUUGUGCUUUAUGUGACCGUUUGUGUUUACAUCACAUUACCAUUCAUGCUGAAAAGAAUUCUAUUGAAUAUUGAUGGGAACGUUUGUUUUAAACUUGUGUUAUUGGUUUCUUUGUUGUAUUGACCUGUGCCCGACAAUAAAUAAAUUAUGAAGUUGAAUAAAAA